Molecule: messenger RNA, 1765 nt
Organism: Sceloporus undulatus (fence lizard)
Lineage: Eukaryota; Metazoa; Chordata; Lepidosauria; Squamata; Phrynosomatidae
Gene: F7
Product: coagulation factor VII
Exons: 8
Coding region: 134-1414 (426 amino acids)
Biological process (GO): blood coagulation; proteolysis
Cellular component (GO): extracellular region
Molecular function (GO): calcium ion binding; serine-type endopeptidase activity
Source: RefSeq, a predicted model, not a curated record
AGCUUUGGUUCUUUCACUGCUUUGCAUCUCUGUACCCCUCCUCCGACUAAAGCAACUGGGACAGAGAACUUUGGUCACAGAGUUCUUGCUGAAAUAUCAGUACGCUAUUUGGACACGGCAUUUUAGUUUCAUCAUGGUUUCCUGUCACAUCAACAUUCUGCUUGUAUGUCUUUUGCUGCUGUAUCCGUUUUCACUGGCUGCAGUUUUCUUAAAGCAUAAGGAAGCAAGCAAUGUACUACGAAGGGACAAGAGAGCCAAUUCCUUCUUUGAAGAAUUUAAAUCAGGAUCACUGGAAAGAGAAUGCCUAGAAGAGAAGUGUUCAAUGGAGGAAGCAAGAGAAAUUUUCAAGGAUGACAAAAGGACAACGCAAUUCUGGACACAUUACACAGAUCCUAAUCAAUGUGAUUCCAACCCUUGUCAGAAUGGUGGGACAUGUAUUGACCAAUUCCAGCACUACCUUUGCAUUUGUCCUAUGGAUUAUGAGGGCAGAAACUGUGAAAUUGGUCCAGAAACUAAACUGAAGUGUAUUUAUGACAAUGGUGGCUGUAAUCAGUACUGCAUAGAUAGCCCAACUACAUUACGGCAGUGUUUUUGUGCAGAAGGGUACAGGCUGGCAAGCAAUCAAGAGACUUGCCUUCCAGAAGUUGAUUAUCCUUGUGGGAAAAUACCCAUUCUGGCCACAAAAAAGCCAACACGACAGGGAAGAAUCAUAGGUGGUUAUACAUGUCCUCCAGGUCACUGUCCAUGGCAAGUUCUCAUAAUAGAUGGUGUGAAGGAAAAAUGUGGAGGUGUUCUGCUUGCUCCAACCUGGGUAGUUACAGCAGCCCACUGCUUAGAUCAUAUACACCAACAAACACUCAAGAUUAGACUAGGUGAAUACAGGACAAACCGUGUGGAUGGAGGUGAACAAGAAACAAGGGUCGCUCAAAUGAUAAUCCAUGAAAAGUAUUCUUCAAAAAGCAUCGACAAUGAUAUUGCCUUAUUGAGAUUAACUGCACCAGUUAACUUCACAGACCAUGUGGUGCCCAUAUGCUUGCCUCCACAACGGUUUGCUGCAGACGUGCUUAACUAUGUUGAAUAUUCCACUGUGAGUGGAUGGGGACGUCUUUUGGAAGGUGGGGCUACUUCAGUUGCACUUAUGCAAGUGAGGGUUCCAAAAAUGCAUAAACCAGAAUGCAUUCGACACACUAACUUCAAUAUUACAGACAACAUGUUCUGUGCCGGAUACCUUAAUGGGACAAAAGAUUCUUGUGAGGGUGACAGUGGUGGACCUCACGUCACUGAGUACAAGGAUACCUGGUUUUUAACAGGGAUUGUGAGCUGGGGUAAGGGGUGUGCAGCGGUGGGCACAUAUGGGGUUUACACAAAUGUGAUAAAAUAUGUUCCAUGGAUAAGCAGGCACAUGGAUUCCUAAUUCCAAACACUUCUGAAUUGUGCUUCUCUCACAACUCUUGCUUUUGAGAGCUCUCUCUGCAGGAUUUUUCAAGCAUCCUUAUUUAAAUUCAUGACUGUAUACUGAAUUAAUACUUCCUUUUAUUCAUUUUUCAUGAAUGUACACGUCGGUGCUGUUUUUCUCAUUAUGGCCAGAGAGAAAUGUAAGCUAUUUGAUUGUGAGCUGUGGUAAGCAACAACAAGGAAGCCCAGUAAUAAAUGUAUAAACAAUACAAAUCCAGGUGUAACAAAGGGCCUGAACAGAUAGGCCAAAAUAAAGCUGCUUCAGGUCACUUUGGAGGUAUGCUAUUUAAAUUAUGCAUGUGUCCUAAGA